Papilio xuthus (Asian swallowtail) is the source of this 1581-nucleotide messenger RNA. Its product is annotated as lipase 3-like. Gene Ontology annotation, biological process: lipid metabolic process. The transcript has a single exon. Gene Ontology annotation, molecular function: hydrolase activity, acting on ester bonds. NCBI's taxonomy places the organism in Eukaryota, Metazoa, Arthropoda, Insecta, Lepidoptera, Papilionidae. The coding region runs from base 257 to 1510 and encodes 417 amino acids. The record is from RefSeq and is a predicted model, not a curated record.
UAAGUUUCCCGCGGCUUUGUUCAUUCCCUUUGUACGAAUUAAAUAAAUCCCAAUGAGUAAUCCUGACGGAGUAGGCAGAGGUGGUGACAAAUUAAGCUAUGAGAAACUUCAAUUUAUCUUAUUUUAUUAUAAGGGAUAGGACAAGGUUAAUAUGUAGAGACAGGUUUUUAUUUAAUGAACAAUCUUAAAACGCGAUCGGUUUUUGUGUAGCGAUAUCCGAUACAAGCAAGCGCCGAUUCCGCAGUCAGUCGACAGCAUGGCGUCCCGUGGCGCGGUGACUACAAGCGUGAUGCUCUGUGUGUGCCUCGUGUGUGUGGGGCAUGUGCUGCGGCUGCCCGCGCGUCUACUCAACGACGACACAAAGCGUGCGCUCGGCUACCCCCCGGACUCCCUGCUCAACUUCACCGAACGUAGCACGCGCUACGGCUACCCGGCUGAGGAGCACCGCCUCUUCACGCAGGACGGGUACAUCCUGACCAUGUUCCGCAUGGCCGGCGCCAAGGAGGGCGGUGUCGCCCGGGCGCCCCCCGUCAUCCUGAUGCAUGGCCUGUUGCAGAGCGCUGACGCGUGGCUAGACGCUGGCCCGAGUGCCGGGCUCGCCUACCUCAUAGCGGAUGCCGGUUACGACCUCUGGCUGGGCAACGUGCGCGGCAACUACUACUCCCGCGACCACGUCCACAUGCGUCCCGAUACAGACCCCCAAUACUGGAACUUCUCUGUUGAUGAGAUAGGUCUGUACGACGUGCCCGCCACAAUAGACUACGUAUUGAACUACACGAAGGCAGAUAAAGUGAUUUAUUUAGGAUUUUCUCAGGGUGCGGGGGCGUAUUUCAUCAUGUGCUCCGAAAGACCGGAAUAUUGUAACAAAGCAAAAUUACUGAUAACUUUAGCGCCGGCCGCUCGGCAGACUAACACUAAAUCGGUCCCGUACAGGACACUCACUCAAAGUAUGAACAAACUGGAAAGCGUUUUGGCGACCUCUGGCAUCCAGGAGGUGUUUACUAAAGGUGCACUAAGCCAAGAAUUUCUCGCGUUUUUUUGUCCCCUCAGUUGGAUUUCCCAAUUAAUUUGCGCCAAGGGUGAAGCUCUGUUCGACUCGUUCCAUCCGGGCUCGAUCAGCAACGAGACGCUGCGAGUUUUGUUCGGACACUUUCCUGCGGGAACUUCUGUGCACAACUUGGCCCGAUACGGUCAGAGUAUGCAGAGCGAGAGAUUUGAAAAAUUUGACUAUGGUAAGUCGAAAAAUUUGGAGUUGUAUGGAAGUCUUCGACCUCCGGAAUACAACCUGAGUGCAGUGACAGUGCCCGUGACAGUUCUGUACGGGGAGAGCGACCACUUGGUGGACACGGAGGACAUCGCGUGGCUGCUGCGCCGGCUUCCCAAUGUGGUCGAGGCGGUCAAAGUGAGUGAUCCCCUCUGGAACCACUUGGAUGUUACCUACAGUAGUUUGACUAAACAAACAAUUUUUCCUAAAAUUAGUGACUAUUUGUUGCAAUACAGUGAUAACUGACAGCUACGUGAUACUAAAGUUAUUUAAGUACAUAUUUAUGUUUGUUUAAUAUUUGGACUAAAUUGUUAAUA